Molecule: messenger RNA, 1460 nt
Organism: Brassica napus (rape)
Lineage: Eukaryota; Viridiplantae; Streptophyta; Magnoliopsida; Brassicales; Brassicaceae
Product: 3-isopropylmalate dehydrogenase, chloroplastic-like
Exons: 10
Coding region: 88-1308 (406 amino acids)
Biological process (GO): L-leucine biosynthetic process
Molecular function (GO): 3-isopropylmalate dehydrogenase activity; magnesium ion binding; NAD binding
Source: RefSeq, a predicted model, not a curated record
CAUAUCACUCACUCACUGUCUGUACCCCAACUAGUUUCAAAAUAUCCGAAACGACGACCCUGACGAAUCCUUGUUUUAUCACCUGAAAUGGCGGCGGCUCUGCAGGCGAAUAUCCGACCGGUCAAGUUUCCGGCUACGUUAAGAGCUCUAACCAAACAAUCGCCGGCACCCUUUAGAGUAAGAUGCUGCGCUGUUAAUUCCGCUGGGAAAAAGCGAUACAACAUCACUCUCCUUCCCGGAGACGGCAUCGGUCCGGAGGUUAUCUCCAUCGCUAAAAAUGUGCUUCAGCAAGCUGGAUCCUUGGAAGGAGUGGAGUUUAGCUUUAGGGAGAUGCCUGUAGGAGGAGCUGCUUUGGAUUUGGUUGGAGUGCCUUUGCCUGAGGACACCAUCUCCGCUGCUAAAGAUUCAGAUGCUGUGCUUCUUGGAGCCAUCGGAGGGUACAAAUGGGAUAAGAAUGAAAAACAUCUGAAGCCUGAGACUGGUUUACUUCAACUUCGGGCCGCUCUUAAAGUCUUUGCUAAUCUCAGACCUGCUACUGUUCUUCCACAGUUAGUUGAUGCCUCGACCUUGAAAAAAGAGGUUGCUGAAGGUGUUGAUCUAAUGGUUGUAAGGGAGCUUACUGGAGGUAUAUACUUUGGAGAGCCAAGGGGCAUUAAGACUAAUGAAAAUGGUGAGGAAGUUGGGUUUAAUACCGAGGUCUAUGCUGCUCACGAGAUUGAUAGAAUUGCUCGUGUUGCCUUCGAGACUGCUCGUAAGCGACGUGGCAAGUUGUGUUCUGUCGACAAAGCUAAUGUCUUGGAUGCCUCGAUUUUAUGGAGGAGGCGAGUAACAGCAUUAGCCGCUGAAUAUCCUGAUGUUGAACUGUCACAUAUGUACGUCGACAAUGCUGCCAUGCAGCUUGUUCGUGACCCUAAACAGUUUGACACCAUUGUCACAAACAACAUUUUUGGUGAUAUAUUAUCCGAUGAAGCUUCAAUGAUCACAGGGAGCAUCGGCAUGCUUCCUUCUGCUAGUCUCAGUGACUCGGGACCUGGACUCUUUGAACCAAUACAUGGUUCUGCACCUGAUAUUGCUGGACAGGAUAAAGCAAACCCGUUAGCAACCAUCCUCAGCGCUGCAAUGCUUCUGAAAUACGGACUUGGAGAAGAAAAGGCAGCUAAGAGGAUCGAAGACGUGGUGUUGGGUGCUCUGAACAAAGGGUUUAGAACAGGAGACAUCUACUCCAAUGGAACCAAACUGGUGGGGUGCAAGGAGAUGGGAGAGGAGGUUCUGAAGUCAGUGGACUCCCAAGUUCAUGCUUCUGUUUAGUCAUUUGUAUAACUUUGAAGAGAGAUUUUUUUUCCAACAAUAAGUGUUUGUACGCAAAGAGAGUAUCAGCUUCAUCAGCCACAAUGUCUGUGAUAGUAUGUUUAUUAACGGGACGUAUUUGAUCACAUUGAAAGCUUUUUCUUUGAAGUUAA